UUCAAACCCACACAUGACGGACAGCUGUCAACCCGAAUUAUGACUGUGUGCUUGCGUCACUUUUUUUUUUACUUUUUUAUUUUAGAAAUAACUUAGAGAUUUGGAACAGAUAUCAAAGAUGUCCUAAUCGAAACGAAACUAAACCCGGAAGUUCCGGUCGCUCAGAGGCGACAGCUCAGCGUCUCCCAGCCUCCUGAUCCUCCGGUUGAGUCGCCUGUCGGGACACUCAUACAACCAUGGCUUUAUCGUGUCGUAAAGCGUGACUAAUCACACCAAGAUGAUGAGCGACAUUAUCGAGGAACAAGAGAAGGACACGCUUCUGGAGGCACGGCCCGGCACGCAGGAGCUGGCGGGUCCUGUCGGAGGGGCCCGACCCAAGACCUCCGAUGGAGGGCUCCGCCCCCUGGAGAAGAGGGGGCCCUACAUCAUGUCCAGAGUUCCGGCCAUCCACCUUAAACUCAAGAAACACCGGGAGUUGGCCAGGAAAGCUCUGAAGAAGAAGUCUCUGACCGCAGGCGCUCCUGUGAUGCAGCAGCCGAGACAAGGCCCAAAGAGAGCCAUGAAGUUCAACAAGGGUUACGCCGCGCUCAGCCAGCACGCGGAGGACACCCUGGUGGUGCUGGACUCGGACAGUGAUGAAGAGGUGGAGCAGUACUCCUCAGGCUAUUCCUCAGCAGAGGUCCAUCCAGACCUGAGCCGUCAGCUCCUGCAGGAUGGCUACCGUCUGGACGAGGUCCCGGACGACGAGGACCUGGACCUCAUCCCCCCCAAAGCCAUGGGCUCCUCUGGGUGCUGCUGCCUCCAGGUCCCCUCCUGCUGCAUGCAGUGAGACCGCCUCCUCCACCAACACCAUCACCUCCUCCACCAACACCACCGCCACCUCCGGAUCCCCUCCUCUCAUAUCAUCCUCAGUGACCAGGAGACCCUUCACCCCUGAUGGGGAAGACCUGAGCUGCUGAGCCCAACCCCCUGCCCCCCCUGCCCUCACUGAGUGACGUUGGUGGUGCUGGUGGUGCUGGAGAUGUGCAGUCAGCAGCAGUUGAGCAGCACCAGUGAGGAGCACGGACCCUUUCCCACUGUGACGCCCCUCAGAAGCGGUUGGUUCUUUUAACAGCUGAGACAAAACGCUGGCCCCGCCCACGUCCGGCUGGCCCCACCCAUGCCGGCUGACCCCGCCAAUGACCCCUGCUGGUGGCUGGGUCCGUAUCUGGAGUCGGUCACAAUAGCGCAGCAGGUUCCCCUUGGGGGUACUGGGACAGCGACUACAGACCAGUAACUCUUCAUAGCCCCAGUCCAAUCCUCCACUCUUCCAAUCUCCCAGUCCCCCCCCCCCCCCCCCCCUGUUGGUCUGUUUGGUUCCUGUUGGUUUUUACAUCGUGGCUCCCAUCGACUUUUAUCACUGUUUAUUUACAACACAAUGUGUAAUGUUACAUGACCUAAUAUUGUCUUAAAUGUCUCCCACUACUGCAUUGAGGGAUGUGUUGCAACACCUUCCGGCUGAGAGUUGGAUUGUUAUCUGGCUGCUCUCACUACCUCUGUGUUUCCACCAGUGUUUCCACCAGAUGUUCUGAGCGUGAGUGGAGGCGUUCAUGUGUGUUUGACUGUGGAAACCAGAGCGUGUGACACAGCCGUCUCUUCAACCACAUGUUAGGCAGAACUAUACCCCAGAAUAGACGGCUUCCAAAAUAAUAUAUACUGUAUAUAUAUCUAAACACACACACACACACACACACACA
Messenger RNA from Gadus chalcogrammus (walleye pollock), 1736 nucleotides. It is a transcript of the gene fam219b, whose product is annotated as family with sequence similarity 219 member B. The transcript has 6 exons. The record is from RefSeq and is a predicted model, not a curated record. Lineage: Eukaryota; Metazoa; Chordata; Actinopteri; Gadiformes; Gadidae. The coding region runs from base 278 to 829 and encodes 183 amino acids.